UAGAUAGACAUGGUCGGCAAGAGACACCACCGCCCACCCUAACUUUAGCCGCCCUUUUGUUGAUGUCUCAUUAAUUACAUUUUAGGUCUUAAUGUCCACAUCAUACCUGACUUAACUCCACCAUUUGGAUCUUGGACGGCUUUUGUUUGGAUUCCGACAUAAGUCCAGCAAACAUCCUCUGGCACGCUCUGUGUAAGAGAUUCCCUUUUCCCCAUAUGAAGCAAACCUUAUAUUAUUUUUAUUUUUCUCAGCUGCCAAACAAGGCUUAACUCAAGUUGGGUUGAAUUCCAUUUGCAUCUCUCUCAUUUCUGCUAUAUAUACAUAUAUAUAUAUAAAUCAAGAGUCUUAUGCUAUAUUAUUAACGAUCUAAUAACAUUUCUUUUCUCCUCCUUAGGCUAUAUACCUUCAGUUUCUCUGUUAUUUUUUUUCAUUUUCAGAGAAGCUCAGUGUUUUUUUGCUUAAACAAGGCUAAUCAGAGAUGGCUGAUGAGGAUAUUCAACCUCUUGUUUGUGACAAUGGAACUGGAAUGGUCAAGGCUGGUUUUGCUGGUGAUGAUGCCCCAAGGGCAGUGUUUCCUAGUAUCGUCGGUCGACCACGUCAUACAGGCGUGAUGGUGGGAAUGGGUCAAAAGGAUGCUUAUGUAGGAGAUGAAGCUCAAUCAAAGAGAGGUAUCCUUACCUUGAAGUACCCUAUCGAACAUGGCAUUGUCAGCAAUUGGGAUGACAUGGAAAAGAUUUGGCACCAUACUUUCUACAACGAGCUUCGUGUCGCCCCUGAAGAACAUCCGGUACUUCUUACAGAAGCACCGCUUAACCCCAAGGCUAAUAGGGAGAAGAUGACUCAGAUAAUGUUUGAAACAUUUGAUGUGCCUGCUAUGUAUGUUGCUAUUCAGGCAGUUCUUUCACUUUAUGCCAGUGGUCGUACAACAGGUAUUGUGUUGGAUUCUGGUGAUGGUGUGAGCCACACUGUGCCAAUUUAUGAAGGCUAUGCUCUUCCCCAUGCCAUUCUCCGGUUAGAUCUUGCCGGUCGUGAUCUUACGGAUUCCUUGAUGAAGAUCUUAACCGAGAGAGGGUACUCUUUUACGACGACUGCAGAACGGGAAAUUGUUCGUGACAUGAAAGAGAAGCUUGCAUACGUAGCUCUUGAUUACGAGCAAGAAUUGGAGACUGCCAAGAGUAGCUCUACCAUUGAAAAGAGUUACGAAUUGCCCGAUGGUCAAGUGAUUACAAUCGGAGCAGAGAGGUUCCGUUGCCCCGAAGUAUUGUUCCAACCAUCUCUGAUCGGAAUGGAAGCAGCCGGAAUCCACGAAACUACAUACAACUCCAUUAUGAAGUGUGAUGUUGAUAUCAGAAAAGACCUGUAUGGAAACAUAGUGCUGAGUGGUGGAACAACCAUGUUCCCUGGUAUUGCUGAUAGGAUGAGCAAGGAAAUCACUGCACUUGCACCUAGCAGCAUGAAGAUCAAGGUGGUUGCACCUCCUGAGAGAAAAUACAGUGUUUGGAUUGGAGGCUCCAUUUUAGCUUCUCUUAGCACCUUCCAGCAGAUGUGGAUUUCCAAGGCUGAGUACGAUGAAUCAGGUCCUGCUAUCGUUCACCGGAAGUGUUUCUGAUUUGGAUAAUAUGAAUUAUCAAGUCUACAUUAAUCGGUCCGUGUCGUUGCGAGUUCAGUUUGGUUGUCUCCGGAAAGCUUUUUUUUCUUUAAUCAAUCUGGUAUAUAUAUAUUAUAUUAUUGUUGGCAUUGAGUGGCUUGUAAAUUGUAAUGCUUUGGUCUAUCUUUCGUUUAGGCCACAAAGUCUUCAUUUUGGGAAUUUUCCGUUAGAUCAUUGAAUGAUUUUUUUUUAUUAAAAAGAUUGAUUGCAAGAUAUAUAAUAAGAAUCAGAAGUACGUUUUUUGUUUGAUUAAA
Messenger RNA from Gossypium arboreum, 1902 nucleotides. RefSeq names its product actin-7-like. Lineage: Eukaryota; Viridiplantae; Streptophyta; Magnoliopsida; Malvales; Malvaceae. The record is from RefSeq and is a predicted model, not a curated record. The coding region runs from base 479 to 1609 and encodes 376 amino acids. The transcript has 5 exons.